Molecule: messenger RNA, 303 nt
Organism: Parastagonospora nodorum SN15
Lineage: Eukaryota; Fungi; Ascomycota; Dothideomycetes; Pleosporales; Phaeosphaeriaceae
Exons: 2
Coding region: 1-303 (100 amino acids)
Source: RefSeq, a predicted model, not a curated record
AUGGCGACUUACAAUGUCUUUUGGUUUGGGAACUCGCUGCGCACACACCGCGACACUCCAGGUGCAAUGCCUCCAGACAAGGUACCGUUUCGAACACAUCAAGAUGAUCUGUUCAACGUCUACGCGAAGCUCGAGAUUUGGUUCCAAGCAAAUCCAGUUAAUGCACCGCCAGGUAUUGCACAUGACCUGGACUGGGUGGAUGGGAAGAAUUGGGCAUGGCCCAGGAAUAAUCUUGCGUCGACCAUAGGUAGCUUGAGAGUAAAGAAGGAGCGAGCAAAGCGACAAAAAAUUGGGAUUUUAUAA